Setaria italica (foxtail millet) is the source of this 1917-nucleotide messenger RNA. RefSeq lists its product as uncharacterized. Bases 1 to 1506 code for a protein of 501 amino acids. The record is from RefSeq and is a predicted model, not a curated record. Lineage: Eukaryota; Viridiplantae; Streptophyta; Magnoliopsida; Poales; Poaceae. The transcript is spliced from 2 exons.
AUGAGCAAAGAUGAGAAGAAGAAGAUGAACCUCACCAUCAAGAGAUUCCUCAUCUACACCAAGCCCAACCGCAAGAAUAAGAGCAAGAGCAACACCUAUGUUAUCAAAAAGAAGACCAAUGUACCCCUUCGAUUCCGGUCAAAAGAAAUUAGAAGCCCAUCCGCUACUCAUCUCACUACUCAUCUCCUGCGCCCGAGCCAUACCUCCGCCGACCGCCGCCGGCGAGAUGGACGCGGACGGAGGCGCCGGACUGGGCGGCGCGGCGAGGGAGACGCCUGUCGGCCUGGGCGCCGCGCCGAGGGACCCCCCCGCCGGCAUGGGCGCUGCGGAGAUGGAAGGGGCAGCCCCCGCCGGCCUAGCCGCCUCUUUUCCCGCGCGGUGGCCUCCUCCCCCGCCUUCCGCCGCCACUUUCGCGACAUCCACCGGGCGCCCCUCCUCGGCCUCUUCUUCGAGACCCCCAGCGUCGGCCAAGCCCUUGCCGUCCCUGCCUUCCCCUCCUUCAUCCCUGCCCGCCGUUCCGACUGGGAUCUGGCCGCCGCCGUACGCGGCGGCGACUUCUUCCUCACCUCACUCCAGGAGCGCCCCGGCGGUCCCCACGGCUGGGACAUCCUCGACUGCCGUGGCGGAUACAUCCUCCUCAGGAACGACGAAGAGGAGAUAAUGGCGGUAUUGAAUCCCUUGGCACGGCGAAGAGAGCGGUUCUUUGAUCUUGCCCAUGAGGACACCCUCCAAGGUCACCGCGGCUACCCCGUUGUGUGUUAUAAUGCCUGCUUGCUCUGCUCCGACGAAGACCCCUUGUCGUUUCGAGUGGUGCUUCUUGCACAUGAUGAGUCCAGGGUACGGGCUACAUUCUUCUCCUCCGACACCAAUGAGUGGUCGAUUCUGCCGUGGGUCAAUGUCCCCGCGAGUUCAAGCCGUAAGAAAUUUUGGCUUCUGGAUAGCAGCAUGCAAUCAAAGGGGUUCUUGUACUGGGUUUACAAGAAUCGCAAGUAUAUGAUCACACUUAAUACAGUCACAAUGGAGUUUUCUGUCGAUGAGCUUCCUCAGCUCCUGAAGAAUGAGCAUUGCAGCUUUGUGGUUGGUGAAACAAGUAGUGGUGCACGCUGUAUUGUCUAUGCUAUUGAUUUCUGUGUUGGUUUGUUAUUGCGCAGAACAGAGAAUGGCAUCAUUGAGAGGUGGGACCUGCAAUGGGCUGCCCGUUUAGAUACCCAGCUUGAUCAGGUCCUCGGCGAACUAAUCAGUGUCUAUGAUGAGCUGCAAGUUGUAGCAGUCAGGGAUGGCUUUGCAUACUUGGCAACAUCAGAGAAAUCAGAUGAUACCCAGACUCCUAGUUGGUUCUUGUCCUUCUGCUUGCAAACAAUGGAAUUGGAAAAGCUGUUUCAGAGGACGUAUGACGCUGGUGUUUACCCCUAUGUUAUGACAUGGCCUCCUUCUUUAGUUGGUAACUAUGGGAGUUUCGCUCUUGAAGAUGCUACACAGAAUGCAAUAACUGGCCAUCAGAUGUGAAUGUGAUACAAGGAAUAAGAAAUGGAGAAGCCAGCGAAACCAAGCACUGGUUGUUGUUUGCAAGGAAACUAACAUACCCAAAUGCAGAUGCAUCAUGCUGACAAAUCAAACCGUAAUCCAUGAUGCCGAAGAUUCAGUCACCACUCGCUAGUCAGUUAUCCUAUGCUUUGCUGUUUUGCACUGGUUAUUGUUUUACCAUUAGUGAGCUCUUUUUCAGUGCUGAUCUGAUGAUUCUGGACUUUAUUUUAUUCUGUAUGCCCAUCAUAGCUAGCUGUUGGGUUACACUAUUAUUAGGAGUCUCUUUUGUUGUCUGUCUGUAAGAUCCUUUAUCCAAAGAGAACAGUGGCUAUGUAUCUUUGUUGCAACAUUAAAUCUUAAGAUUACUGCUACCUGUUACUUAGGCUUCUCCAA